Molecule: messenger RNA, 180 nt
Organism: Mollisia scopiformis
Lineage: Eukaryota; Fungi; Ascomycota; Leotiomycetes; Helotiales; Mollisiaceae
Exons: 2
Coding region: 1-180 (59 amino acids)
Source: RefSeq, a predicted model, not a curated record
AUGACUGGUGUGGCUACGGGUCUGCAUGGUGUGGGGGUAGUCCAAAUCCUAAUCCACCUGAUGGCAGCUGUGAUCCCGGCUUGGGCACAUACAAUAACCCUGCAUGUCCAUAUGGAGCUUACUGUUCAACAUAUGGCUGGUGUGGAUAUGGCCAACCGUGGUGUUGAGCACGAAGUUUGA